Prosopis cineraria is the source of this 2436-nucleotide messenger RNA. RefSeq names its product subtilisin-like protease SBT4.14. The record is from RefSeq and is a predicted model, not a curated record. Gene Ontology annotation, molecular function: serine-type endopeptidase activity. Lineage: Eukaryota; Viridiplantae; Streptophyta; Magnoliopsida; Fabales; Fabaceae. The coding region runs from base 121 to 2367 and encodes 748 amino acids. Gene Ontology annotation, biological process: proteolysis. The transcript is spliced from 11 exons.
GAAGCUUAUGCGAUCCUUUGAUCUUUGGCCAUCUUCAUAAUCAUAUAUAUAUGUUUCUUCUUCUUGCACAUCCUCUUCAAUAUUAGAUUCUUGUAAUCUAAUAACCGACAACUACUAAACAUGUUUUCCCAGAAAAUCUUCAUUAGAUCAUUCUCUUCUCUUCUUUUUCUUCUUCUGAUUCUUCUGAGAACAUCUGUAGCUGAUGGAGAUAGCCAAAAGAAUUUCUACAUUGUUUUCUUGAGAGGUGAUCCUGCUGAUGAAAGCCCAGAAAAUAAUUUGCAGAUUGAGAGUACUCAUUUGAAUGUUCUAUCUUCUGUAAAAAGAAGCCACCAUGAAGCAAGAGAAUCGAUGGUAUAUAGCUACACAAAGAGUUUCAAUGCGUUUGCUGCAAAAUUAUCUGAGGAAGAAGCCAGAAAGUUAUCUGAAAUGGAGGAAGUUGUUUCGGUGAUUCCGAAUCGAUAUCGUGAGCUACACACAACAAGAUCAUGGGACUUCAUUGGCUUACCUUUAACUGCUAGGAGAAGAUUGAAGCUGGAGCGAGACAUUAUUGUUGGUCUUCUCGAUACAGGGGUGACACCUGAAUCAGAAAGCUUCAACGAUGAUGGGUUAGGUCCUCCACCAGCAAAAUGGAAGGGAUCUUGUGGACAUUUUGCUAAUUUCUCAGGAUGCAACAACAAGCUCAUAGGAGCCAAGUACUUCAAGCUAGAUGGCAAUCCAGACCAAGAAGACAUACUGUCUCCCAUAGAUGUGGACGGCCAUGGCAGCCACACUUCCUCAACAGCAGCCGGAAACCUAGUCCGGAACGCGAGCUUAUUCGGGCUGGCCCAAGGGACGGCUCGUGGGGCAGUGCCAUCAGCAAGAGUGGCGGCAUACAAGGUAUGUUGGGAGAGCAGUGGGUGUGCAGACAUGGACAUACUUGCAGCAUUUGAAGCAGCCAUACAUGAUGGAGUGGAUGUGAUAUCAAUCUCCAUCGGAGGAGGCGAUCCGAGCUACGAGAAGGAUUCGAUAGCGAUCGGAUCCUUUCAUGCUAUGAGAAAAGGGAUCAUCACUGUGGCUUCAGCUGGAAAUGAUGGCCCUUCUUUGGCCAGUGUUGUGAAUACUGCACCAUGGCUUUUUACUGUGGGAGCUAGUGGCAUUGAUAGGCAGUUCAUCAGCACUGUGCAGUUGGGGAAUGGAAAAAAUGUCUCUGGAAGAGGGGUGAACACUUUCAAUCCAAAGCAAAAGCAAUAUCCUCUUAUAAAUGGAGCUGAUGCAGCCGCAGCCUCGGCAAGCAAGGAAGAAGCUAGAUCCUGCUAUGAAGAUGCCUUGGACCCAAAGAAAGUGAAGGGAAGGCUUGUUUACUGCAGACCAGAUUCAUCUGGUUCGGAAUCUGUAGUGAAAGGACUCGGAGGCAUUGGAGCCAUAAUUGAGAGCGAGCAAUAUCUUGACCUUGCUCAAAUUUUCAUGGCUCCUGCUACAGCUGUUGAUACCACCAUUGGUGAAUCUAUCACUAGUUACAUAAAAUCCACCAGAUCACCAUCAGCAGUGAUAUAUAAGACCCAUGAAGUGAAGAAGUCAGCACCAUUUGUUGCUUCAUUUUCUUCUAGGGGUCCAAAUCCAGGUUCCAUUCAUAUUCUCAAGCCUGAUAUUGUAGCUCCUGGGAUCAACGUAUUGGCAUCUUAUACACUGAGGAGGUCAGUGACAGGUGAGAAAGGAGACACUCAAUUUUCAAAAUUUACACUAAUGUCUGGAACUUCCAUGGCUUGUCCUCAUGUCUCUGGAGUAGCAGCUUAUGUCAAAUCUUUUCAUCCAAAUUGGUCUCCUGCUGCUAUUAGAUCUGCCAUUAUCACUACAGCCAAACCAAUGAGCAAGAGAGUGAACACGGAAGCAGAAUUUGGUUACGGAGCAGGUCAAGUGAACCCAACAAGAGCCAAAAACCCUGGUUUAAUCUACGACAUGGACGCCCUCUCCUACCUUCAAUUCCUCUGCCACGAUGGCUACAACGGCUCCGAUCUCUCCGUCUUCACCGGCUCUCACAUCAACUGCUCCUCCAUCCUCCCCGGCCUCGGCCACGACGCCGUUAACUACCCAACCUUCCAGCUUAGCUUGCAGUCCAAGAAACCCUCCACACUCGCUGUGUUUCGAAGGACAGUCACCAAUGUAGGACCUGGUCCUGCCAUGUUUAAUGCCACCGUUACGGCUCCUAAAGGUGUGGAAGUCACGGUGAGUCCGAUGAGUCUGAGUUUCUCAAGGACGCUUCAGAAACGGAGCUUUAAGGUUGUGGUUAAGGCUAAGCCCAUGGCUAGCAUGAAGAUUGUGUCUGGUUCGCUUGUUUGGAAGAGUUCACGUUAUGUUGUUAGAAGUCCUAUUGUGGUUUAUAGUCCAUAAUGGGAAUUACGUAUUAAUUGAACAAUGUGUUAAUCAAAAUAAGUUAUAAUGCAAACAUAAUUAAAAUCA